This is a messenger RNA of Centropristis striata (black sea bass), 3061 nucleotides long. RefSeq names its product afadin- and alpha-actinin-binding protein-like. The transcript has 14 exons. Bases 194 to 1918 code for a protein of 574 amino acids. NCBI's taxonomy places the organism in Eukaryota, Metazoa, Chordata, Actinopteri, Perciformes, Serranidae. The record is from RefSeq and is a predicted model, not a curated record.
UUUGCGUGCAGUGAUGUGUACUGUCAUUUGGACCGACAUGGCUUAAGGAGAUGCGGCGUUGUGAAGCAAAGAAAUACAUUUAAAACCACAACGUAAAGAGCGUUGACUGCGUAGGUGGAUCUUGUGGUGAGCUGUGUGUCCUGCACAUGUAGCAGACGAUCCAGACACGUAGCCUGAAGGCUGCACUGCAACAAUGCCGGAGUCUUCGCUGGAAGUCAAGGACAUCAGCAGCAGCUCUGCUGAAUGUAGAUCUGCUCCCUUGAGGCGGUUUAGUCAAUCAUCGCUGCCACUGCACAGAAACUACAUGUUCAGUAACUUCUGCACAGAGCACAAUGUGCAGGAAUGUCUCUCUCACAUCAAUCAGGAGGUGUCAUCUCUUGGCCUCCCACCAGUAUGGACGGAGGCGAGCGGCAGUUCAGAGAUGAAUGUUGUGGCUGUGCUAAAUUGCAUGUAUGACCUGAUUCAGCUGCACCGCAGGGGUCUCCGGACCCUGGAAAACAUGGAAGUGGAGCAGCUAAAGUCAAGCAGCAAUGUGGACUUCUUGCAGCUCAACAACACCCAACUAAAAGAGCAGCUUGAACUGUCCAAAAGAGAAAACACGGGACUCCUUGAAAGAGAGCGACAGCUGCAGCUGAAAGUGAAGAGUUUGCAAAACUGCCUGAAAAAUGAGAAAGAAGAGGUGCAAAAACUUCAGAACAUAAUCGCAAGCCGGGCCAGCCAGUACAAUCAUGAGAUGAAAAGGAAAGAAAGAGAAUUUAACAAACUGAAGGAGCGCUUGAAUCAACUUCUGAUCGACAAAAAGGAGAAAAAACAAGCUAUUGAUGUAUUAAACAACAUUGGAAGAGCUGAUGGGAAGAGAAGCCUUUGGAAAACUGAAAAGACAGAAGCAAAGCACGAGGGAGAGAUGUAUAAGACUCUGCUGAGUGACUAUGACACCCGACAAAGGGAGCUGCUGCUGGAAAAUGCAGAGUUGAAGAAAGUGCUGCAGCAGAUGAAAAAAGACAUGGUGUCCAUUCUGAGUUCAAGACUAAACGAUGACCAGCAUCAAGCUAUACAGGCUGACUCAGAGGAGGAAGACGAAGUGUUUGAUUCCAGUAAAGAAAGUGUAGAACUGUAUUGUGUUCACGCUCGGGAGAAGCUGACCAACAGUAUUCGCCUCCAGUGGAGAAGACUCAAGAGCCACGUUGAAAGACUGGACAGCCAAGCAUCUUUGGCUCAGAUGGGCGACAGCAAAAACACUGAUACAGUUUCCAGAGAGACCCAUGAGGAGGAGAUGGACAGACUGAAGCUGGAGAUCCAACAGUGCAAAGACUUUAUUCAAACACAACAGCAGCUCCUGCAGCAACAGCUGAGCUCUCCGUGCGACGAAGAGACGGCAUCCCUGCUGAGUGACUGCUACAUGCUGCAGGAGAAAGAACGCUUUAAAGAGGAGUGGAAGACCCUCGAGGAACAGAGAAAGAUCUUUGAGAGGGAGAGGAGGAACUUCACUGAAGCAGCUAUACGACUUAGCCAUGAGAGAAAGGCCUUUGAGGACGAUCGAGCGACGUGGCUGAAACACCAGUUUUUAAACAUGACUCCAUUUCCUGACUCAAAGAAACCCCAGAUGUCAAAGUCAAAAAGUGCCUUUUUAAUAUCUAAACCGGAGGCAAGUGCAGCGCCUGCUCCAGAAAAGCUCAUUAAAUGCCCUUCCCCCACACCAAGAUGUGUUCCACUGACGUUGCCAUCAACAGCCGACCAGUAUCAAACACGUGGCCUUACUCCAGAAAGCAGAUUGACCAAACCAAAGAGAAAGACUGAACGUGUUGAAGAAUCCAGCAUCUUCUCAAAUGGAAAUGUUCCAGUUCAGCGCAAACAGUGGAACAACAGUGAAGACCACAGCAGACACACACUCGCAAAGGAAAAGACCAGCUCUAUAUGAACAAAAACUUUCACAGUUUGAAUCAGAAUUCUUGUGAAUGUCCAUUGAUUAUGGAUGAUUUGAGGUAUUUCAGACAUAGACCUGAAUUGUGAAUGCCAAGUGCUUGAAGAAAGACUGUAAAAUGAUUAAAUAGCCAAACCUGAGUUCUGGUUCGCUGCUAGUGUUCUUUGCUCUGUGUGACUGAGAGAAUAUCUAAUUGUUUCUUCUUUUUAUUAUGUAUCAGCUUUUUUUCCUAUAUUAUGUGAUACAUUUAUUUAUUUAUUUAUAUGGUGCUGUAUAUCUUGUGUCUAGGAUCAUGAUCUAAGGCUAGUAUUUUUUUGGCAGUGCAGGUGUCCCAAAAAAGAUCAUGUGUAAUGAGAUGGCCCUUACUAAUGUUCGCUGUUGCAUCUUAACCUGCCUAAAUGUUGUUGUUUUUACCACAACUUUUCAACUUAUGUUAUUAUGUUAAACUUCUCAACUGGCACAAUGUUUUAGAAUGUAGAUUUAAUGCUGCUGUUUCACUGAAUGCAAUAAGAAACUGGGGAAAAAAGUAUUUUUCUAUAGAUUGAUAUAGAAUUGUGGUUGACAACAUUGUUUUCUAGUGAAAGAUGUUGCAGUUAAAUAGGAAAAAAUAUGACAUAACAUGUAAAACCCUGACACUCCAACACACUUAUCAAUAUGAAUGUGCAUUCUUCUCACCCUUUUAUUUAUUCAUUAAUAUGUUAAUUUUAGUUGCUUUAUAUUGAAAGAUGAAAAUAAUUCUUGCAACAUGAAUGUGACAUGAUGUAUUCCAGACAAUCUUGUAUUCUUGAAACAUUCAUUAUACAUUCUUCAAAGUUCAAACACAAGUUUCUUGUCACAUGACCUUUAUUGUCCUCUUUUGGAAACAAUUUUGAGUGCUAACUGAUUAACAGAGCUGCUUUACUUGUUCCUGCUCAUUCACUGGUUGCCUGUAAUUGACAGAAGUGGAGACCACUUAGGUAAACACAGCAAUUCAGCAGGACUGUCGAGUAAAGAGGUAAAUGCCUGUUAUGUGCAUGUUUUGGCAAACAGUAUUAGGAUGGUGCAACAUUGAUCAUAAUAUUGUGCAUUUUCCCUGUAAGUAAUGCAUAACUAUAGUUCUGAAUGAAGUUGUCAUAAAAGAAAAGACUUAACAACAGAAAA